Messenger RNA from Trematosphaeria pertusa, 1527 nucleotides. RefSeq names its product galactose-1-phosphate uridylyltransferas-like protein. The coding region runs from base 95 to 1312 and encodes 405 amino acids. The transcript has 4 exons. NCBI's taxonomy places the organism in Eukaryota, Fungi, Ascomycota, Dothideomycetes, Pleosporales, Trematosphaeriaceae. The record is from RefSeq and is a predicted model, not a curated record. Gene Ontology annotation, cellular component: cytoplasm. Gene Ontology annotation, molecular function: UDP-glucose:hexose-1-phosphate uridylyltransferase activity; zinc ion binding. Gene Ontology annotation, biological process: beta-D-galactose catabolic process via UDP-galactose, Leloir pathway.
CUUUACGCAAGUGCUGUGGGAGUCUUCUCUACUGCCACAUUAAAUAUUCCCGUGCACCCUCGCUGCGGCUUGCAUUGGCGACCUCUUGUCCACCAUGGCCGAGCCAAUCUUGAACGACAUCUCCCACCGGCGCUUCAACCUGCUGCGCGGAAGCUGGGUGCUUGUUUCGCCGCAUCGCAACAAGCGGCCGUGGCAAGGCCUCAAAGAAUCUCCGUCCAAAACUACUCUGCCAGAAUAUGACCCAGAGUGCUAUCUAUGUCCUGGAAACACGCGCGCGAACGGCCGGAAGAACCCCAAGUUCAACAAGACCUUCCUCUUCGUGAACGACUACAGCGCGGUCAAGGAAGACCAGGAAGAGUACCACCCAGAGCGCAAACCAGGAUCGCUAGCCACACGACUACUCAAAGCAGAAUCAGUCACCGGGAAAUGCUACGUCAUUUGCUUUUCGCCGUCUCAUCACCUCACCCUCGCGGACAUGACCCCCGGAGAAAUUAUGCCCGUCAUCCAGACUUGGACAAGUCUCUACACGGCACAUCUAAGUCCGAAAUCGCCUCUCGCAAGGGUCGCUGAAGCUACGUCAAUACCCCCGGCAUCUGAAGGGGAUCCAAUGAAACCUAAUGCCCAAUACCGUUACAUGCAGAUCUUCGAGAACAAGGGCACUACCAUGGGAUGCUCAAACCCACAUCCCCACGGCCAGGUGUGGACAACUACAUCACUUCCUGAAGAGCCAACAGCGGAACUAGAGCAAUUGAGCAAGUACCGCCGGGAGAAUGGCGGGUCUCAUCUUUUGGUGGACUACGCCGAACUGGAGUCAAAAGAGAAGGACAGAACCGUCUUCGAGAACGAGUCGUUUUGGGCAGGCGUGCCUUACUGGGCGGUGUGGCCGUUUGAGGUUAUGAUCGUAAGCAGGCACCACAAACGGGCGCUGGUGGACUUCAACGACAAGGAUCGCCUAGACCUAGCGGAAUGUCUAUCAGAAAUCACGCGGCGGUACGACAACCUGUUCCAGACGCAGUUUCCCUACAGUAUGGGUCUCCAUCAAGCACCACUAGAGGGAUCAGACGAGGAGAUCGAGUCAAGCCAUUUCCACGUCCACUUUUUCCCUCCGCUACUACGCAGUGCGACCGUCCGGAAGUUCCAGGUCGGAUACGAAAUGCUGGCUGAGCCGCAACGAGACAUCACUCCUGAGCAGGCUGCGGAACGCUUGAGGGCCUGCGGUGGCGUCCUUUAUCGCAAGAAGUUGGACGGUGUCAUGACAAAUGGCGUCCAUGGAGAGCAAAGCGAGGCCGGAGGUGUGCAGCAAGGACAGUAGCCGGGAGGUGAUAGGACCGAGACAUGGAGUCGAUAUCUUCUUGCAUGUUUAAGCUGUCCAUUUCGGUGUACAUAUAGAUCGCAUGGGACCUUAGGAUACCUGGACUGGGAGUAUUGCGCGUAAACUACACUGCAUAGAGGAGGGUGAGGAAGGGAGUUGGGCAGCAUUAGCAUGGGGCGUAAUGUUACUGGGCGCAAUAGUCACUGCAAUUCAAC